AAACUCCCCCCAAUUAUCCUCUGUGUUUUUUUCCCAUUUCUUCAACUCCGAAUUCCAUGACGGAAUUCGCUCAAUUAGGGCUUUUCUUUUCAGUACAGUAAGUUCAUAUCGCUCAUCGUACUGAUGAAUCAGGUCACCUUUUCUUUCUCUACUUGCAUUAUUGUUGGUAUCAUCACUCUUGUAUGAUUUAAUUUCAGGGUUUUGUCAAUGGAGCUGUGUUUAAUGCCCCCAUUUUAGUCGUUUUUCUAUGUGGGUUUUUUCUAUAAUUCGCAUUUUCUUGUUUUUAUAUGCUAAUUUUCUGCAGUGUAUGCUUGCGAUUCUUGAAAUCGUUGAUGUUGUGUUUAUGAUCUUGUAGAAUUUCACUUGGGGUUUUGGUAAUGGAGUUGUGUUUGAUGCUUUAAUGGGCAUUUGAAGAUGUUUUUCUAUGUGGGUGGGUGGGUGUCUCUUAGUGGGAAUUUUAGUCUUGAUUAUUUGCAUAAUCAAGUUCAGAAGUUGGAAGUUUGUUCUACAAGUAUGUGAAUAUGAGGUUUCGAAAGGGUAUUGCGGAAUACAUUGGAAAUAGGUGCACAGAAACCCGACCCACCCGAUGCCUAAUUGAGUUGUGAGAUCUUUGAAGGGAAGGUCUUGUGUUGGAAUUGGGUUAGAGUUAUUAGAACCAACACAACUCGAUGAACUCGAUAACUAUCUUCUAUGUUAUAUGCAUCUUCUUGUAGACAUGUCGUUAGUGUUGCCUUUGCUCUGGAUGACCGUGGCAAACAACUGGUCGAAGAAGAAUCAUUAUAUCAUUCUUUGGAGGAAGAAGCAAUUGUUGACUGUCUGCUUGUCGAACCACGGUCUGAUCAAGUUUCAGUAAGUGGUGUAUGGUGUUUCGAUGAAGAUAAUCACGGGAAAUGCAUAAAAACUGAAGAUGCUCCCUACAAAUUAGGUGUCCCGGAUUCAAACUUAAACGCGGAAUGUGUAGAUACGACAAAGCUUAACGCACUUGAUGUUUUGCAACAUGAAGUUGGAGUCGAAAAUCUUUUAGCGGCCAAUGGUGUUUCCGCUUGCGAUGAUUAUCUCUUAGAUAUUGGAUAUGUUGAGCAUGGAUCCUGUAUAGACUAUGGUUCCAAUGAAGGUUUGCAUGUCGGGAAUUGUAGUUCUGAAAGUCGGUUUCCGAUGUUUCACGACAAGGGUAGUUACGGAAUACGAAGUUCAUUGACGGAAAACAUUCGAGGAUCCAAAUGCGACAAUUACUUCAUCGGCAAGACAAUGUGUGACAUGCACCAUAGCUAUAACUGCAACUGCAUUUUUGGAUCAUCAUCUGAAUCGAAAACUGUAGAUAGGUUCGGAGACUUCUCAAAAUCUUUCAUAUAUGAAGAAAAUAAGGAAGAUAAUCCACCACCUCGUUUUGCACAAAACCGAAUGGAAGUAAGCACUAUUUGUCGAGAUGUACCUGAUCAAGAUCAUCAUGGUGGCGUUGGUUCGGUCACGCACAAAAGAUCGCGUAAGCCUACAAAGAGAUACAUUGAUGAGUCGUCAAAUCUAGAUCUAAGGAACUGUAAGAAGAGAAGAGAGGCUUCUUCAGUGUCGAAAGUUAAAAUAUCGAAAAUUCGACGUCCCAAGAUUCAAAACGAGGUGGAGCCUAAAGAAAAGUUGCCGACUUCUGGAAUCUCGUUCGGGAAAGCUAUUCAAGUACCGUUUAUUUCUCAAGGGCCAACGGAAUGCCAGCAAAACAAUUCACCACCUAUGAUCGAGAAUAGGAUGGAGAGUUAUUCGAGUGAUGAUUCAGAGACGAUGAUGAAAUCCGAAUCGGGUGGCAAUCCACGGAAGCAUCAUCGGCUUUGGAGUGUUUCGGAAGUAAAGAAGUUGAUUGAUGGUGUUGCUCAUUUUGGGGUAGGGAAAUGGACUCAUAUAAAAAAGUUGCUUUUUUCGACAUCGGUUCACCGAACGCCUGUAGAUUUGAAGGACAAAUGGCGAAAUCUUUUGAAAGCAAGUCGUGCACUAAAUGGAAGCAGCAGGAUUGAGGACGAGCAAAAACGGAGCCAGCCAUGGCGGCCAUUACCAAAGUCGAUCUUGUGUCGUGUGAGGGAACUGGCGACGGUUUAUCCAUACCCUCGAGAAGGCAACUCAAAGAUUUCGAAAUCGAAAUUUCCGCUUGCACGACAUGUCUCGUCUCCUGCGAGAAUCAAAGGUAACAAUAAUCAGGUUCCUGUUGUUUGAAAUGGAGGGAGGGGAAGGUUGGUUUGUGUAUAGAAAAGAAUAUGUAAACCCAUCUUAUGGAGGGAAAUUUGAACACUUUGCUGAGACUUCUUCUACCUUAAAUCAGAAAAUAUCAUAUCUUCUACCCUCUCA
Messenger RNA from Cynara cardunculus var. scolymus (artichoke), 2331 nucleotides. RefSeq lists its product as uncharacterized. Lineage: Eukaryota; Viridiplantae; Streptophyta; Magnoliopsida; Asterales; Asteraceae. The transcript is spliced from 8 exons. Bases 691 to 2199 code for a protein of 502 amino acids. The record is from RefSeq and is a predicted model, not a curated record.